This is a messenger RNA of Mangifera indica (mango), 1194 nucleotides long. RefSeq lists its product as uncharacterized. The record is from RefSeq and is a predicted model, not a curated record. The coding region runs from base 1 to 942 and encodes 313 amino acids. The transcript has 4 exons. Gene Ontology annotation, cellular component: membrane. NCBI's taxonomy places the organism in Eukaryota, Viridiplantae, Streptophyta, Magnoliopsida, Sapindales, Anacardiaceae. Gene Ontology annotation, molecular function: starch binding.
AUGGAAACCUUAACGAGUUCUGCAGGCUCCAAGUUAACCUUUGACAAGCAGAGACACAGAUAUUUCUUUUCUUCGAAAGAAUUGUAUGUUAAUAAUAGACCCCAGCUUACGUUUUUACCUUCCAAAAAUCAUGUUAAUGGCCGCUUCUCGGAACUCUUAUCUCUCAGAAACAAGACUGUGCAGGCCAUCUCUUAUAUCCAGGCUGAUUCGCAGGGAGAAAUGGAGAAUGUGGCUCAGGAGGAACAUAUAUAUGAAUCCAAUACUGUUCAUGUCAAAUUCCAGAUACAGAAAGAAUGUCGAUUCGGCGAGCGGUUUUUUGUUGUGGGAGAUGAUCCUAUAUUUGGCUUAUGGGACCCCGAAAGUGCAAUUCCUCUGGAUUGGUCAGAAGAACAUGUUUGGAGUGUGGAGCUGGAUUUACCUGUGGGGAAAACAAUCCAGUUCAAGUUCAUGUUGAAAGAAGCCACCGGCGACAUUCUGUGGCAACCAGGCGCUGAUCGGACGAUUCAGACUUGGGAGACUAAGAAUACAAUCACCAUUCUGGAAGACUGGGACAACGCUGAAUAUCAGAAAAUAAUUGAGGAAGAACCAGCGGCUAAUCAAAAUGGAAAACUUGAUGUAGAAUCAGAAGUUAUAUUGGCAGAUGAAUUUAUUCAGCCAAAAAAGGAACUGGUCUUCGGCUUAGGCGACACAUUAGAUGCAGCUAAUACUGAUAUGGAUCGGUCGACAACACCGGACAAUCGCAGAGCCGCAACAGUCAACAAGAGUUCAGAUGAUGAAGGAAAUCUAAUCUCCCAUGAAGGAGAACCAGUCUUAGUAUCUGGCUUGACUCCAUUAGAAGCAGUGUCAACUGAAACAGACAUUCAAAAUGAAAAUCAGUCAGCUGAUGCUUCGCUUGUAAUGAAUGAAGCUCAGAACCAUAGUUUACCUGAGGUAACUGCUUGAUGAGUGUGAUGUUCUGUCGUUCGAUUAUCUUUUAUCCGUCUUCAUUUCUUCUACUGCAUUCACCAGCUGCAAGCAAUAAUGUUCCAGUUUCCUUUACCCACAUCUUUGGAAAAAAGGCUCUUUCAUUUUGUCAAUGUUGAAAGGCUGAAUCUUAAUAUCAUUGUUCGAAACAAGAUAGCAGUGAUAGAUGCAUUUUCUAUGUACUAAAUUCUACCAGCAGUAAUCAAAGAAGCUCAAUUGUUUACUUGUUCA